UCAGAUGGAAGAUGAUGUUUAACUUUCUCGGCUAGUUACCGACCUCUUCGACCGUUUAUCUUUGCCUCGUUUUUUUAAUUGGGGUCGUUCUCCUCUUCGUUAUGAUGCCAUUUUUAGCUACUUGCAUAUAUUCCCCAAUAAGUCUCUAUUGCUCUCUUUAAAAGGCCCGCAAGGGGUUCAUAUAAUAUCCGAAAUAUCUAAUACGUUAUGGUAUCGGUCUUUUUAUUGAGGGAUAGCUAUUCAUAAUAAUACUGUAGGGAACCCUCGUAUGCUGAUGCUGGAAAGCUCGACGAGUGUGGUCGUAUCUGACUCCCGAAGCUCUGGGUCUGGUCAUGUCACGAACAAUCAGAGCUGGAGAUGAUGAAGUAAAAGUGGCGUAUGUCUCCAUUCACACAUGGAAGACACUUGAAAAAUAGACUUUAUCCCCUUCCAUCGUCUCCGCCUAAGCAUUUUUAAUUAUGGAUAGCAUCUUCUUAAGCUCAGUCAGCCUGGGUAUCCUGGUGGAAAAGGAAAUUGUGGUGCGCAUAGAAGACAAGACCAAUGGAGACUCAGCACCAUCUCUCCCAUCCUCUGUUGUAUCUGUCGUUCGCUCUAUAUCCAACCUAACGAAAGAAACAAAAAUAUCUGAGCUGCGCGAGACGACUUCGUCUCUGCCAUCUGGCAAGAUGCUUGCCCGUCCUAACGCCGGCGAGGAUUGCCGAAAAGACCUCGUGGAGUUCCUUCAAGGGCCUCCACCUCCAGGGAAUCGCAUGUCAAUACCUGACAAUGCAAGUAUUUCUUCGACUGAUACCAAAUGGGGCGUCUUCAAAGUCUUUCGCAAGAAGCGGAAGCGCAGGAAACGUCGCCAACCGCCACUUAUCAAGCUUCCAGACUCAGCUGUUUCUGCUAGAACCAUCGACGGCCAUCGAUAUAUUGCCAUUUCUAUCCCGAUUAACUAUUCAACAUUCAGCCCCGUUCCUUUACAAUAUCCGACAGUCAGUAAUCCAUCGCGUAAAUCGACCUCUGAUCCUCGCAGAAAUACCCUCAAGACCGUUACUGAAGAUCACGAAUCAUUGUCCUCUAUAUCUCUCGCAACAAAGUCGGCGACGCAACAGGAAGGGGUUACCGAAUUGGCACCUCCCCCUAGAAAAGUUUCCUUGCUUUCGACGGUGCCUUCGCAGGCUUCUCAGGAAGAGAUAACUUCUAAGAAAGGAAAAGAAUUAGAUACAUGGGGUAAAGCAGAAAAUAUCAUAGCUCGCCAAGCACUGAUGACGCCUUUGAUAUCUAAUAAGACAUCAUAUAUCACUGAUCAGGAAUCCAAGUCUCCCACGCGGGAUCGUGCGCUACAACAAGAGCAUCAGAAGAAGGCAUCGGAAUCUAUUGGACCCGAACUUGGAAAGGUCCCUCGGGUUAUUGAGAUUACGCCAAAGAAACUCAAGAAACCGCCUCCGGCCACCGAGUCGAUCACACACGAAGAUCAUGAAACGCCAAAGAACGAUUCAAAGGAUGCUAGCAAAUCUACUAAGCCUCGGCGCUUUCUCUUGACGAGCUCUUUGAGUGCGCCGGUAUUGCCAGUUCGAACUUCGAGCCGAAGGGCUCCACUGACGUUUUCUGGAAGAAGCGAUAUUGAUAAUGUUGCUAGCCGCCGACCCAUGCUACUGACCGCCAACUCUGAUAAUGGCGAUGGAAACGGUCGUGGAACUGGUCCUUGUGGCUCGGUUACUGAGAGUCUGAGAACGACGGAAUCGUCGCCUAGAUUGUUCAAGGCGCAGACUGCUACGGCAUACCAAUCUGUUCCCAUAGUUGUACGGCCACCUUCGCAUCCAGACGCCGAGUCACCUCUGAAUCUCAAUUUCCCUACACCACCUUCAAAUAACUCGAUCAGAGCCAAUAGCUCAGACCAUGUAGAAAUUCUAUCACCUCCCGCAGUAGCCAAGGUAGUUUCGAGUCGGAAAGAUCGGGUACGGGAACGGAAACAGAAAGAUAUAGAGAAGUUGAAGGCGCAGUUGCGUCAGACCAAGGCUCCUACGUCGGGGGUAGUAGUUGACGAUGACUGGCCGGAGUCUCCUGUUCUCGGCCGAUUUGGUCACAAUAUAGGCCCCCUGUCUUCAAAGCCAUACUUAACAGCUAAACUAUCGGAUAUCGGCCCAAUCAGGUCUGUGAUGCAUCUGAAAUCGCCUUACUUGUCACCUGAAGCUGCCAUCAAGAAACGUCGCCAAAGAAGUGCGAGCGUCCCAGCCAUGACAAGUUCGUCAUCACCAUCCCCGAUAGCAUCGCCCAUGCCUUGGGAAGGUAGUACAGCCUAUUAUCGCCGAAGAGAAAAGCAGGCGGAGCGAGAAGAGAAUGAAGCUAGAGUAAGGAGAGAAAAGUAUGCCGCCCAGAGGCUGGCAGAGGAGGCAGAGCUUCAGGAUAAAAUAGCACACCAGAAGCUCCUCCGGCGAUACGAAAAGUUAAAGGAGAGUCGUACUAGGGAUAUGGAGAAACGGCUGCACCGGCUAGAGCGGAAUGGCGAGGUUCUCAUGCAGUCUAUGGUGUCUUUGAUGGACACCCUCAAUAGACUGUUACAGGAUCAACAUCAAAAUCCCCUACAACGAAGUGCUACCGUUCGUAAUACAACUACUUCUGCCUCCCGCCCGCGCCGAAAACACACCGAAAUUGGCCGAGGACGCGCCCAAUCCCUAAGGUCUAUACGUAGCUAUGACAACUUACGUGAAAUCCUGCGGACGGGGUUAGAGCGAGGGACGACGCAGCUUCAAAAACAAAACUCACCAAAUCCACGUCAAGCGGAGCGAGAAAGAGAUACUCAAGAAAGAAAAGAGAACGAUGCUACGGGCACACGUGUUAGCAAGUCGGCACUAGAGGCGUUACAAGAACAUCUGCAAUCCCAAACUCGCCAAAUUGCCCAAGGUUCCGGCCACUCCAGCGACAGCAGUAACGACCAGAGCAUCGAUGCGGAUAGUGUCGAAGUCAUGGAACCGCUCAUGCGCGAGUUGCAGGCGACGGCGAGACAGCCCGAGGUCGAAGGGGGAAAGACGUCUGGUUCGGAGCCUGAGAUCUUUAACUUAUUCUGAUUCGGUUGUCGGGUUGGUUGGUUGAUAUCCAUUUGGACCUUUCUCCCGUAGCUGCAGCUAUGUCUUUGGUUGUAACGAGGCAUACCCAGGACUAUUGGACUUAGUUAGCUUUCUUAGCUUGCUGGUUUAAAUUUAACUUACAAUCUUUCAUCGCCUACUUAUAUAUUUGUAAUAUAUUUACGCCGAACGGCGUUUAUGAAACUAAUAGGGGGCGUUUUUGGGAUUCUUGUGCAUUAUGUUUAAGUGUGAUAUGUAGGCAGAUGGUACCUAAUUAGGUCUAAUUCCUGAUUUGGGACGAGGCUUUUCCGGGCUUAGAGUGUACGGCUUUGGCAUACCUAGCACUAAACCCAGCACUAACUAGGUACCUAGGUACGCAGCUAGAUGGACACCGAUGUGUUCGUGAGAUUACAGACUA
Molecule: messenger RNA, 3465 nt
Organism: Annulohypoxylon maeteangense
Lineage: Eukaryota; Fungi; Ascomycota; Sordariomycetes; Xylariales; Hypoxylaceae
Exons: 1
Coding region: 459-3050 (863 amino acids)
Source: RefSeq, a predicted model, not a curated record